Molecule: messenger RNA, 2113 nt
Organism: Gopherus flavomarginatus (Mexican gopher tortoise)
Lineage: Eukaryota; Metazoa; Chordata; Testudines; Testudinidae
Gene: GLMP
Product: glycosylated lysosomal membrane protein
Exons: 6
Coding region: 12-1229 (405 amino acids)
Cellular component (GO): lysosome
Source: RefSeq, a predicted model, not a curated record
CAGUAGCGAAGAUGCCGGGGGGCAGCGCGCUGCUGCUGCGCGGCCUGUGGCUGCUGGGGAGUGUCUCUGGGCUGCUGGCGGCCGCGGGGGGCUAUCGGAGGCAGGUGACCGUGCAGGCCAUCCCCGGCUCGAACAGCUCCUCCGCCAACCUCCUGCACGUGCGGGCCGUGGGCCAGAACGACACCCUGCACUACGUGUGGAGCAGCAUCGGAGCGCCCACCGUGCUGCUGCUUUACACCCGGAGCGAGAGCAGCGCCCUGCGCGUCAACUGGACCAAGCUCCUCUCGGCCUCCCCCGCCGGGGCCAUCUGGAUUGAGCCACCCGGCAGUGUCGUCUACUCCACGGCUAUCGUCUUCACCAAGGUGUUCGAGUACAACGGUGCCAAUGUGUCGGCCCUCUCCAAGGGGCAGGAGGAGCCGUUCUACCCCAUCUACGACCUGGCUGGCUUCUCCUGGCAGAGCGUGAACCGCACCGUGAACCAGACAGCCCUCACGGCCAGGUUCCAGGGGGUGGACACCUCGGACCCCGGGGGGGCCUUUGGCAAUGGCACCAUCUCCUUUCAGGUGACAGCCUACGAGCAGGGUGGCCGGGAUGGCCCCCUCCCUUGCCUCCUGCACACUGCCAACAGCUCCAAAGUGGAGUUCAUCAUGGACAAUGUGGCCCCACGCGGCAACAGUUCUCGCUUCAUGCUGGAGGUGGUCACAGUGGAGGAGAAAGGCGGGCGCAAGAGGCUCCAAUCAGUGCGGUCCAUUGAUGAUGAGUAUACGCCCACCAUCUUUGAGAUGGCCCAGCUGGUGUCCGAGUCCCGCAACAACAGCAUCGGCCCAAGCUUCUUCCAGUGGAAGACGACGGCAUAUGGCUCCAGGGAGGCCAGCCGGGAGAACGCCAUCCGCUGCCGCUACCGCCCCCUGCAGACAGCCAACCAGACGCUGCCGGGGCCCAGCAUCGCGCACGCCUACUUCGGGGAGGGCCUGGAGCUCAGCCACCACAUUGCCGCCAUCAAUAUCUCCUUCGGCGGCGAGGAUGGGGAGAUCUACGCUGAGAAGGGCUACCUGAGCUGGUCUGCCUUGCUCGGCUUUGGCACGCCCCCAAAAGACACCUUCUCUCCCCUCGUGAUGGCCAUCGUGGCUGUGGCCAUGGGCACCCCCGUGGUGCUGCUGCUGGCAGGAGGCCUUGUGGUGCUGUUUGCACGGAGGAAGCGCCAUUCCCAGUAUCAGCCCAUCAACUGACCGACGUGGGCAGGACUCAGAAACAGCUAGUGCCGGCCACGGUUCUCUCGCCAGACCCUCGGGCUCCCCCGAGGCUCCUGAAGUGGCUGCUCCUGGGAACUUAUUUAUUAACAGCCACAGUUACGCAUCCUCUUCUCUAUCUCCACGGUCCUGACCCCUCGUCACUCCCGGCUCAGGGGAAUAGUGCAAUGAUCUGCAGUCCUACCUCUGCACCCUGGAUCCUGGCUCUUCAGCACUCAGCUUGGGGAGGUGGGAAGGAGACCCGCCCUGUAUUCAUGGCUGUUCGGUUGUCUGAUGCCUUGAGGAUGGACUGAUCCACUUCUCCCUUACUGCUUCUAAAAGACUUGUAGGGGGUAUCUGGCACUGAGGGUCUCCCCGGGGGCUCUAGAAUACAUUCCAUGGCAGGGCUGAGAUCCGGCAGGGCCUGCCUGAGAAAUGCCUCGCUUAAGGGGUCAGAAGCAUUAGCUUUAGCAGUUUCUAGGCCAGUGUCUAGCUUCUCCCUUCACUCAACCCAUCAGCGCACCUGACCCGGCGUUCACAAAUACAGAAUCUUCCCAUAGGGCGCUCUGCAAGGUGCUACCCAGCUUCAGGUUUUAAUUGCUGCUCUUGGUUUAAACCAGCCAGCGAGGGAUUGUGGCUCGACAGCGGGGUUGGUCGUGUUCACCACUGGGAGAAAUGAUCUUCUGUCUCUUUUAAAAAGGAGAAACCACUAGUCGUCUUCUCCCUCAAAGGCUGGGUCACAGAAGGCAACGUGCCUUUGCUGUAUAAAUCGCCAGCUUGUGAGCAGAUCAACCUAGUUACACCCCGCAUGUGCCACCCACUUGAGUGUUUUGUAAUGCCAGCAGUUCCUUGGUGGGAGAAGGUGGUGUCACGCGGUUGUAACA